This is a messenger RNA of Anthostomella pinea, 309 nucleotides long. The record is from the annotation of a GenBank genome assembly. NCBI's taxonomy places the organism in Eukaryota, Fungi, Ascomycota, Sordariomycetes, Xylariales, Xylariaceae.
AUGCGGACAGCCCCCAAACAUCGGGCCAAUGGCCCCAUGCCCUUCGCCCAGCGCGCCGCCCAGCUCCCGCAGAGCCUCCGAGCCCCGACCCCCAAGCGAGUCGACCAGUCCAGUCCCGCCUAUAAGCAGGCCGCCCGGAAGUACGUCCGCCUGAUGAUCGCCAUGCCCAUCCUACUUGUCACAUCCUACGUCCUCUUCGACCGCCUGUUCCGGGGCAACCAGGCCAAGACGUUGGCGGGGGCGCCGGAGGCAAAAGCCUCGUCGGUGGAGGUGAGCCGGGAGCGAAUGGCAACAGGGUAUACCGAUUGA